This is a messenger RNA of Aspergillus versicolor CBS 583.65, 930 nucleotides long. RefSeq lists its product as uncharacterized. The transcript has 2 exons. The record is from RefSeq and is a predicted model, not a curated record. Bases 1 to 930 code for a protein of 309 amino acids. NCBI's taxonomy places the organism in Eukaryota, Fungi, Ascomycota, Eurotiomycetes, Eurotiales, Aspergillaceae.
AUGGUCAAAAUCGCUGUUGCUGGUGGCUCGCAGGGCCUCGGGAGCGCCCUCGUGCAAGGUCUCGAAUCGCACGGCUCCCAUGAGGUCAGGAUUCUUAGCCGCAAAGCCCUUGACGGUGAUGCGCGGUACCUUGCUGUCGACUAUAGCAGCAUUGAGGAGUUGCAAACGGUGCUCGAGUCUAACAACAUCCAUACCGUCAUCUCAGCUCUAUCCAUGGAGAAUGGUGGUGGCCAGUCCCAAAUGAAUCUCAUCGAAGCGGCCGAGCGGUCCAAAUCCACCCGCAGAUUUAUGCCCAGUGAGUUCGGCAUUGUACAUAUCGCGGCCCUACCUUCGUGCCGCUGGAAGCUGAAGGCUAGCGAACGCCUCGCUAAUAGCUUGCUGGAGUACACGCUUUUCUCCAACGGCCUGUUCCUCGAUUAUCUUACUUCUCCCUUGGUCUCAACGCCCCUUGUCUAUUCCCUUCCUGUCUUCAUCGACCUUGAAAAUAACUUCGCCGCGCUACCGGGAGACGGUAAUGCCACUAUUUCAAUGGCUCAUACAAUCGAUAUUUCUCGCUAUGUCGCCGCUAUCCAGGAUUUGCCGAAAUGGGAGACACACUAUCACCUUAUUGGUGACCGUUUGUCCCUUAACGACGCCGUGAGAAUUGCCGAAGAAAUUAAAGGCACUACGUUUGAAAGGCACCAUGAUAGCGAGGAGGAACUACUCAAGAAUAGGUGUAUUCCAUUACCGAUAUAUAACAGCCUUUUGCCUGCUGGGAUGGAUUGGUCAUAUAUGAUCGGAAUGAUAGCUGCGACUGGUGUGAGAGUUAUCGAUCGCGAGAUGGAUUUGGAUACUGGCCUGGCUGUGAAUAGGCUCUUCCCAGACAUGCAGAGGCACACCGUCCGUGAUGCCGUACAGAUGUGGAACGAGGCUUCGGGAAAGAAAAAGUAA